AUGAGAAGACAUGGAAACAUCUCGUCUAAGAUCGUAGGUAUGAGGAAUCUCACGAUAACACUAGCCAUUUGUCUAAAGAAACACAACUGCUCACUUGAGUUAUCUUUCUUUCAUGCUCGUGAAAAAGGUUCAAAUAAUCCUAAGGAGAAACUGCUAGGAGGGCUUCUUGCAUCAGAGUUUGAUGAGGAAUCUUGCUUGAGUAGGUAUCAUCAUCAGUCGUCUUUGCACAAACCUUCACCAUACAAACCAUCUAAGCAUCUUAUCUCUAAGCUUAGAAGCUAUGAGAAGCUUCACAAGCGUUGCGGUCCAGGAACAGAAUCAUACAAGAGAGCCACAGAGAAGCUUGGUCAGGACGUUUAUUAUAAUCAUGUAAGCAACUCUGGUGAUGAGUGCCGAUAUGUGCUGUGGAUGUUGCCAUUGUCAAAGUUAGGGUUAGGAAACAGGAUACUCUCUAUGGUUUCUGUGUUCCUCUAUGCUCUCUUGACAGACAGAAUCAUGCUUGUUGCUGACCAAAGGAGUGACACAAGCGACCUCUUCUGCGAGCCUUUUCCUGGUACUUCCUGGUUAUUACCUCUUGAUUCUCCAUUGAUGGAUCAGCUUGAUAGCUUCAACAAGGAAUACUCACGUUCUUACGGAACAAUGUUGAAGAAUCAUGCCAUUAACUCCACUAGGAUCCCAUCACAACUUUAUCUUUAUCUUUUCCAUGAUUAUGGUGAUCAUGACAAGAUGUUCUUCUGUGAAGAUAAUCAAAUGAUCAUAGGGAAAGCGCCUUGGCUGGUUGUUAAGUCAAAUCAAUACUUUGUUCCAUCUCUUUGGUUGAUCCCUGGCUUUCAGACCAAACUCAUAAGGCUUUUCCCACAGAAAGAUACUGUCUUCCACCAUUUAGGUCGGUAUCUUUUCCACCCUACAAACCAAGUCUGGGGUAUGGUCACAAGGUCUUACACUGCUUACUUAUCUAGAGCAGACGAGAGACUUGGGAUCCAAGUAAGAGUUUUCGAAGAAGAAGGAGCAAGUCCUCCCAUCAAGCAUGUGAUGGAUCAGAUUGUAGCAUGUACGCAAAGAGAGAAACUGUUACCAGAAGUGGAUACUCGAGGCUCUCAAGUCACCACCACAGAGAAACCCUCUAAACUCAAAGCUGUCCUAGUCACAUCUCUGACUUCUGGAUACUCUGAGACUCUCAAGAGUAUGUAUUGGGAGCAUCCAACUUCAACAGGAGAGGUAGUUGUAGUUCACCAGCCAAGUCAAGAAGCGAAUCAGCAGAGUGACAAGAAGCUGCACAACAGAAAGACCCUUGCUGAGAUGUAUCUUUUGAGUUUGACGGAUAAAGUUGUGAUCAGCGCUUCGUCUACUUUCGGAUACGUAGCUCAAGGUAUAGGUGGAUUAAAGCCUUGGAUACUCUACAAACCUGUAAACCACACAGUUCCUGAUCCACCUUGCGGUCGUGCCAUUUCAAUGGAGCCGUGUUUCCAUGUCCCUCCUGUUUAUGGCUGCAAAGGUAAGACCGGAACCAACACAGGAAACAUAGUCCCUUUUGUAAAACAUUGUGAGGAUAGGAUCUUGGGAAUCAAGCUAGUUCAAGUUAGCAGAUGAGUUUUAGCUUCUUGAAAAUUAGAGACAAUAUACAGAGAAUUAAAAGAAGUGUUGCAUUCGCAAAGA
This is a messenger RNA of Raphanus sativus (radish), 1656 nucleotides long. RefSeq names its product probable fucosyltransferase 8. Gene Ontology annotation, molecular function: galactoside 2-alpha-L-fucosyltransferase activity. Gene Ontology annotation, biological process: xyloglucan biosynthetic process; cell wall biogenesis. The coding region runs from base 1 to 1590 and encodes 529 amino acids. Gene Ontology annotation, cellular component: Golgi apparatus; membrane. The record is from RefSeq and is a predicted model, not a curated record. Lineage: Eukaryota; Viridiplantae; Streptophyta; Magnoliopsida; Brassicales; Brassicaceae. The transcript has 2 exons.